UGAUCUAUUCACAUAUAUUGACCUAGUCAUUGUAACCAUUGUAAUGAAGUGUCGAUGCCUAUUUGACCAUGGAUUGACUCAUUUUUUAAAGGGUGUGCGGCUUAGAUGUCUUAUUCCCCCGACCGAUGUGAAACGCUCAUAAUAUUUGUUCGCUGAAAUUUACCACGAUUAUCUCUCUUCCUCGUUCUUUCUCAUUCUUUACGUCGACCGAGCAAUGCCUAUAUUAUGUUUCUAUAUUGGCCAACUGUAUCAUAUGGGCUUCUGCGCACAAAUCGAAUGCGGUCAGCCAUCGACCAACAAUAAGUCGAUGAUUAUGAUAGCUACAGAUUGUUGGGAGAGCCUGUUAUCUUAGUACCUCACCCUCGAUCGGUGUAGUGCUGCCGUAGCAGCAGCAGUUUCGUCAAUAAUAUUAAUUGUGGAAGUGUCAGGUUUUUGUGCGGCGUUGCCUAGUAAUUGUUUCAUUGGCGCCUCGAUGGCAUACACUUGAUGCCGUAAUUGCUGUGAAUUUCCUGAGCACAGGUUACUGCCACCUUCCGUCUUCAGGUCUUGUUGUGAUACAGGCGUUCUUGCCUUCCAGGAUGCCGAUUGGCCGCCGGGGAAGUUUUACUGGAAGCUCAAAGGACGUUCAGGGAUCGGGUCAAGGAAGUAAUGCCGUGCUGUCUGGGACGACUGGUGCACUUACAGGGAACUCCGACUGGACUAUGGGUUGCCACCCAUUCAGCCAUGAAGUCUACCUACCAAUGGGCAUCCAUCUGGCCAACACGAAAAUGGAUCAGUACUUACACUCACUUGGAUUGUUCCGGUAUCAUCUGCCAGUCGAUGGCUCCUGUCUAUUCCGGGCCGUAUCUGAGGUCUUGUACGGAUCGCAGAACAAACACGCCGCGAUUCGCCGGCUCGUGUGUGACUUUAUUCUCGAGAAUCGACCGCUGGUUCCGCGUCAGCUCGAUCCUCAACAAUCGCAUGAAGACUAUGUCCGUCGCCUACGAGAAAACAGUUUUCCCGGAAAUAACAACGAAAUGCACGUCCUUGCCCAGUUGUUUCGUAUCGAUUUUGUUGUGUAUUACCGCGCCGAUCGAGGCCCCACCAACGUCACGCAGGGCGGAUACCCCCUCAAGGUAACGUUAUGCUGGUCGCACGGAAAACAGUACGACCUAGUCUAUACGAAAGAGCACCUCGAGGCACUUACAGUGUCUCAGGCUAUCGUUUAUGACGUGCUGUACAAAGACGUGUUUGAGCUGGGCGGUAAAGAAGUCGAUUUUGCCGUGACCAAGAUGCUCUACGACAAAGAGCACUUCAAAAACAAGCGCCACCUUACUUUUUCGCAAUGGUGCAAUUCGGUGGCAGAGGGCGAAGAGCGCAACGUAUCAAAGCUCCCGGAGAAAAAUGGCGAACAGAUUGUCUUAGCGGUUCGCUGUGGUGUCCCCCCAUUUCCAUUUAAGGUAGCGAAAUGUCUUGAUCCUAACCUAUUCCGCAAUGUCGACUACCUGAAUUGGUGUGAGGAGAAACGCGACGAGUUCAGAACUGGCCAUCUGGUAACACCUGCUUUGGACACGGGGGUAAAAUGUACAGCGCGCAUCGGUAUGAAGGAGCAUACUGGGUUUGUGCAGUCGAUUGAUACAAAGGGGAAUACCGCACAGGUGUUUUUACAAUCGAUUGGCGAAAUUCGCACUCUACCGUUAUCGAGUAUCGAGAGUUUGCCUGUGAGCCUUCGAGUCACGCUGGCUUCGCAUCAUGCGUUACGGAACAAUGCCGUGGAAGACGAUGAGCACUGUCGCACCUAUCGAGUGGCGGUCUCAUCAGGGAAAUCACAGGCGCGAAAUCGCCGGAGCUUCAGCACCGGUGACGCGGUGACAGCCGACCAACUUGAGGUACUGCUUCGAAAACAACAACACAGCGUCCAUAAACGAGCUCAUGGUGGGACUAGCAAAGAUAGUUCUGAAAACAGCCCUAGCAAACUCGGGGGAAUACCAGAAGCAGCGCACGACCGCGAUAGCUUAGGCUCGCAUUCGGUGUCCACUCAGGAGGGAUCUCGGUCACAAGGUGGCCAAAAUAUGAAGAUGUCAGAACACGACGAUGUUAUGAGCACGCACGAGGAUGCGGAGAAUGUCGCCAGACAUACACGUGGUCGACCCAGAAAAUUUUCCUUGCCUGCUGUUAAGACCAACUACGGUCCACCAUCAUCACCUGUUGCUAGCUGCUACACCCCAACGAUCAUGAACGCGUGCGGUCCCGUUCUCGUCAAUGGGCAUCCAGGCACUUACGGCGCCAUCGAUGCUGUGAGCGGACUGGCUGGCAUUAGCGAGUCUGGGGUGACCGUUGUGCCCCAGCUAAGCGCGCGCCCAGCACAAACGAUCAUUUUCGAUCCAAACUAUAGUUACGCAACUGCCGACAUACAGCGGGUUCCUGAUAGUACAAUCUACGCAACGGCGCCUGGAACAACAGCACACGGUGGAUGUGGUUUUCAGCAUCCGCCUAUGGGUAUAGGUGAAUACCCGAUCGUCCCAAUGAAUCCCGUUCCCGUAGUGCCGAUUGCCCAGUUUAACCCAUCCGUGCCGCCACCGAAUUACCGCACUAUUCCGGCUUUACACUCCCUCGUAGCACCAGCAUCAGCUGCAACAACAGAUUGGACAUUGGAUUAUCCUAUGGAGUCCGUUGAACCUGGUUUUUCGUUUCGAGCCCCUCCUCAAGAGAUGAACAUGAGCCUCAUCGAUAUGAGCCAUUUCCUCGAUGGAUCAGAUCUACCACUCCACAGACUCGACAUUGUUAGAUACUUCUUCAACUUGGGCCUAUCCGUUUAUCGAUCUCGUAAGCUACCUGAAGGCACACCAGCGGACUCGUUGCCGGCUCCAGUGGCAUGUACGCAGGCCGCUCCUACAGGGACAUACAUCGUACCGUUGACUUCGUCGGCAGGAUAUCAGAUGGUUCCUCCGCAGGGAACUGUGGUCUAUCAACAGGCUCCUCCUGCAAGUUAUCCAACUACGGCGGGUCCAACUUAUGCUAGCUAUUCGGUUUUGCCACAGGCUGCGAGCUACACCGAAAUAUCGCCUUCAACGAUUACAACAGCUGGACCAACGUCGUAUGCUGCCUCGGUGCCGGCGGCUGCUCCGGUCCAAGCCCAAAUGACGGCCGUUAAAUAGCCCAAGAUAAUUGUCGCCUACUUGCGGUCUAUAGCCGCUGGGCCAGUAUCGUGAGCGUGUGGAGUGUGGGAUAUGCUGUUAGUGUCUCAAAUGGCGUUAAUUUUACACUUUUUUACAGUAACAGCACAAAAAGAAGCCUGCAAUCCGAGGUGGCACAUUACAGCGGUGUAAGGGUCCUUGCCCCUAACUGGGAUGAGGUUUGUCUUCCUAGUCAGAAGACCAACAGAGAAAAACAAAUGAAUAUGCAACACAU
This is a messenger RNA of Varroa destructor (honeybee mite), 3390 nucleotides long. RefSeq lists its product as uncharacterized. NCBI's taxonomy places the organism in Eukaryota, Metazoa, Arthropoda, Arachnida, Mesostigmata, Varroidae. The record is from RefSeq and is a predicted model, not a curated record. Gene Ontology annotation, biological process: protein deubiquitination. Gene Ontology annotation, molecular function: cysteine-type deubiquitinase activity.